This is a messenger RNA of Peromyscus eremicus (cactus mouse), 2847 nucleotides long. It is a transcript of the gene Thtpa, whose product is annotated as thiamine triphosphatase. The record is from RefSeq and is a predicted model, not a curated record. Gene Ontology annotation, molecular function: magnesium ion binding; thiamine triphosphate phosphatase activity. Gene Ontology annotation, biological process: dephosphorylation; thiamine diphosphate metabolic process; thiamine metabolic process. Lineage: Eukaryota; Metazoa; Chordata; Mammalia; Rodentia; Cricetidae. The transcript is spliced from 3 exons. Bases 612 to 1601 code for a protein of 329 amino acids.
AUCAUGCAUCAGGCCCAGGGUGCCAGGCUCACGCUAAGGCUCGAGAUCUUGGCCGAUGCCCGGGCUCCAGGAAGGAUCCAGGAGGAGCAGCGGGCGAGAGGGUGGUUUCGCUCCUCUUGCCUGCCGGGUUGGGUCGCACGUAACCUAACAGACCUCUCGGGCCUAGCUUGCCAUCGGCAUCGCCAUACCGGUCUAAUAUGGCCGCUGGUGCUAGGACCGGACCCGCGCGUAAAGAGCCUGGGCCAAGGUCCGGAGCCGGAGACUGCUCCCGGCAUUCCUCGCGGGUGUAGCGUGGGUUCCCUUCCCCCAUUUCCGGGUCCCAGGAGAGGGAGACCCUGGGGUCUUGAAGAGAGUUCUGAGGUGCAGCUGGUCCGUGCUGUGCGAAGAAGAAUGACAGGACAUUCCGGGCGGUGAACCACUGGCCUGGGUGGCAAGGUGUAGAGAAAAGAUGUUGAAAGGUCAUCAGCAUCACGGCCUGCUUUCUGAGGAGCCUUUUGGGUUGAAGACAGUAUCAAUACUAGGAUAUAACUGGAGACUGUCACCAUUGCAGCACGCUGAAAUCUCGAAGUAGAACCUUGUGUCACUGAGGCAGAGCUCUGAGACAGUAUAGCAUGGCCCAGGGCUUGAUUGAAGUGGAGCGAAAGUUUGUUCCAGGGCCUGACACAGAGGAAAGGCUGCAGGAGUUGGGGGGCAUCCUGGAGCACCGGGUCACCUUCCGAGACACCUACUAUGAUACUUCUGAGCUAAGCCUUAUGCGGUCUGACCACUGGCUGCGACAACGAGAAGGUAGUGGAUGGGAGCUCAAAUGCCCUGGAGGAGCGGCUAUCUCAGGACCCCACAAUGAGUAUGUGGAACUCACAUCGGAAUCUGCAAUUGUGGCCCAGCUCUUUGAACUGCUGGGGGCUGGGGAGCCGGAGGCUGCAGGUGUGCCUGACGUCUUGGGUCCCCUGAAGCUGCAGGAAGUAGCUAGUUUUAUAACUACACGAAGUUCCUGGAAGCUGGCCUUAUCUGGCGCCCAUGAACAGGAGCCACUGCUCAGAGUGGAUCUGGAUUCGACAGACUUCGGCUAUGCUGUGGGUGAGGUAGAGGCCAUGGUUCGUGAGAAGGCUGAAGUAGGAGCUGCCCUGGAGAAGAUCUUGAGCUUCAGCAGCAUGCUUGGUGAGGGAGACAGGCCCUUCUGUGCUCAGCAGCAUGCUUGGAGUACCAGCACAGGAGAAGGCACCCGCCAAGCUCAUGGUAUACCUGCAGCUCUUCAGGCCUCUGGACUAUCAGCGCCUGCUGGAAGCGAACAGUUCCGGCGAAGCCACAGGGGACUCAACAUCCUGACAGCAGUUUAUGGGAGCAGGGUUCACUUUCUAGGAGGGAAGGGGACUCUCGGAAGCCGCCAUCCACUCCUGGACCCACUGUGCCCCUUCCCUCACAACAGAGCCGCUUUUGUCUCCAGUCCUGCCGGGUCUUUCACCCCUUCUCAGCUACCCUUCCUCAAGCCCUCCCUCACCGCUUCCCUCAUCCGUCAGAUGCAAUCUGUGGGCCGCCCCUCUCCCCUGGCCGCUAAGCAGCCUCCAUUGAUUUCCGCUCGUGUUUAUAGGAUUUCCACUUAGCUGUGAUCAGUAGUUAAGCACAGGAAAAUCCCUUGCCACCCCCCCCUCCCGUGGUCGAUGCCAUUGAUUCUGCCAGCAGCUCUGAAGCCGCCUUACAGCUGAGUUAGAGAUGCGGGAAGCGGCAGGGAUUUCCCUGCCUUGGGGUGUAGGGAAUAGCAACAAGGUGGGGAAAUGGUUGGGAACUUCUGUUCGAAAUCUGGAAAUUCUGCUGGGUCUGUCACUGUGACCAGAGGGUAGAGUGCCCUGUAUGGCAGUUUAGAGAGAAAUUUUGCUCUCCAACCCCGAGAGGGGUAGAAAGAAAAUCGUCAUUGUUGAGACAGGUUCCUGGGGUUUCAGGACGUCAUACUUCUGUGGAGAAGGCUCUACCCUUGUUCCUACGCACUUUCUUUCUCACUAGGUCAAACUAUGCCUUUCUGCCCACCUCAGGUUUCAUAGGCUUUCAUUAUUUGUCGGCAAGAGGCAGUCUCUUCAGAUUGUGGUGACAAAUUCAGGGCCAGAGUGCCACCUGCUGUCAGCCCCCAGGGCUGUGUUCCCAGCUGAGGGUGCAGAAAGAUUUCAGGUGAGCCGUGGCAGUUAUGAGGCAGGCUAGUUUAGGCCCCAGCUUAGCAACCUGGAACUCCACUUGGUUUGAGCUGUACAUGCCUCUCAUCUGACAGUGCACUUGGCAUCCUGGGAUCCUCACCUGCAUGUACUGUGUACACACAACCUUCUAACAACACACCUAGGACUCCCAUCUGUACUGAGUUACAUUUAUGUCCCACUUCAGACAAUGGAAUAAGCCUCUCCUCCCCCAGCAGACAUAAAAACUCUCCCCUUUUGUGGAUAGUUUUUAUUCAAACAUUUUAGAACAUACUCAAGUAUGGAAAAUAGGGAGCUGAUUGGACCUAGACAGGUUUGGGGUACAAGCAGGGUAAGGUAGACCAUGUCCUUUAGGUGAACUUUUAAGGCAAAUCUUCUAUUUACCAUCCUGUGCCUAUGUAGAAUGAGCAUAUGACUAAAAUCAGAUGCAUCAUGGGAGGGGUCAUGCACAGUGAAGAAAGGCUUACAGAAUCCAAGCCUGUCAAUCAAAAUAGAGAACCAUUCAAAUUAUGCCACUUGGCAAUGACCUCUUCCUUCCCGUAAGACCCCAUUAGAGCAGCACCAGGCAGUGACCCUGGGCCCGUGAGUACUGUGGCCCCUUGCUCUUCACGGUGCAUUCUGAUUUGUACUGUCACUUCGCUUUUGAAUAAAGUUGCCUUGCUACUUG